Molecule: messenger RNA, 608 nt
Organism: Coffea arabica (coffee)
Lineage: Eukaryota; Viridiplantae; Streptophyta; Magnoliopsida; Gentianales; Rubiaceae
Source: RefSeq, a predicted model, not a curated record
UUGGCUACUUCUCUUACAGUGGCUAGAGACUCUUCUUUCAACUGCUAGAAGAAAAAAGAGCUGCAGAAGAAAAACAUCAUAUCAAUUCAAGAUAUGGUCUUCGAGAUUCUGGACCUCUUGUUUGGUUUGCCCUUUGCACGGGAGCCUUUUUCUGAUCCCAUGCUGGGAGUCUCUACACCAUCGAACAUUAGAGACGAAUUGGAAUCCGCCAAAAGAGACUUCCUUCAAGCUAAUAUUGUCGUGAAGUCGAAGAAAGCGUUUUUACCAAAAGUGCUUAAAAGAUACACGAAAGAAGCAUCGAUUUCAGCAGAUGAUCUUCUUGAUUGGAUUGCUGAAAGUGCAGGCAAGAAGGCUCACGAUUCAAUGAAGAAAUGCAUUGAGAGUGCAAAUACCAAAAAAGCUUCUCGGAUUAUUGAAUGGUUGCCUUACAAUUCAAGGUUCCGAUAUGUGUUUGCCAAGGAUCUACUAGAGAAGCCUUGGUGGGUAUUGAAGUCUAAACGAAAUCUGGUGGAGGCUGGCUAUAGAUAUAAUCAAAAUUGGAUGUUCAUUCUUUAUAUUUAGUUGUCAUCUUUCCCAAUGUUAAUUACUUGUCUGAUCUUGUUGAAAAA